Molecule: messenger RNA, 1769 nt
Organism: Sphaeramia orbicularis (orbiculate cardinalfish)
Lineage: Eukaryota; Metazoa; Chordata; Actinopteri; Kurtiformes; Apogonidae
Gene: rs1a
Product: retinoschisin 1a
Exons: 6
Coding region: 56-748 (230 amino acids)
Cellular component (GO): plasma membrane
Molecular function (GO): signaling receptor activity
Source: RefSeq, a predicted model, not a curated record
UCACUGCUGGGUUGGUUGCUUAGUCCUCAGUGCGUCUAGGCUGGUUUGGUUGAAGAUGGCUCUGAAAGUGCAACAUUUCCUGCUGGCCCUGCUUCUCGGAGCUAAUGCGAUCACCAGCAUUUAUGCUCAAGAGACGGGGGUGUCCGAGGCGUGGACCAGCAGAGCUUGCAAAUGUGACUGUGAAGGAGAAUCCCCGACUGAGUUCUCCUCCAUCGGGUCUCCAGGUCCUAUGGUGCGUGGAGUGGAUUGCAUGCCAGAGUGUCCAUACCACAAGCCUCUGGGUUUUGAGGCCGGAUCAGUGAAUCCAGACCAGAUUACCUGCUCCAACCAGGACCAGUACACCGGCUGGUUCUCCUCCUGGCUCCCGAGCAAGGCCCGACUCAACAGUCAGGGAUUUGGGUGUGCCUGGUUGUCUAAGUUUCAGGACAAUAACCAGUGGCUGCAGAUCGACCUGAAGGAGGUGAAAGUGGUGUCUGGGAUCCUCACCCAGGGUCGCUGCGACACUGAUGAGUGGAUCACCAAGUACAGCGUCCAGUACCGCACCGAUGAGAAACUGAACUGGAUCUAUUACAAAGACCAAACUGGAAACAACAGGGUGUUUUAUGGAAACUCUGACCGGACCUCGUCUGUCCAGAACCUCCUGCGGCCCCCCAUCGUAGCCCGUUACAUCCGCAUCCUCCCCCUCGGUUGGCACACACGCAUCGCUCUGCGCCUGGAGCUGCUGCUCUGCAUGAACAAAUGCAUGUGAACGCCUCCUCCUGCCGUCCCCGAGGCCUUUUCCUGAAACCAUACCUGAACCUCAUCGUUAGUGUGUGUGGUCACGUGGCUCAUGUAAACAGGCACGAUUCAAAGGCGUUAUAUGUAGUAUUGUCAUUCGAAACUAUACAGUGAGGGGCAGUCACACACCAAAACACACUCAGCUAUGAAAACCAGCACGUGUCUGUAUCACUCAAAGUAAAAAAACACAUUAUUUGUACACAUUUGUAUUAUGGUACCAUCAAGUUUUCUUCUUCAAACUGAAACUCAGACAAAAUAACACACUGUCUUAUUAUUUUCAUGUGCUGCAUCAGCUGAUAGUUUACAUUAUAGCUGUGUUAAAACAAAUCAAAUCUGUUUUCUAUUUGGUUUGUGUUGUCAAUAACUGCACUAAAGAUGUUUGGAAUCACCCAAACAUUUCAGAAGUGUCACAGUUUAGACGUGGAUCCAGAAAUGGCAAACUUAGCAAAGAUAACAACAUCAUGUAGUAUUUUAUAUCUCAUUUAAUUUAGAGCUGUGGUUAAAGUUUUGUCACUUUCUUUGACUCUGAAACAUGUUUCUUACAUAUUGUAAUCCUCCACUCAGCCUUUGUGUUAGCUUUUAUCGCCAUGGGAGUCCAGUACAGUGACACAUUUAUUCACAGUGACACGUUGGUUCAUGGCUGUGAAUAAAAUCAGUUCAUAUUUGUGUUACAAUACACUGACAUAAAUUCAGAGCUUUCUUUUUUUAUAUUUUCACAUUAUUUUUGAUCAUCUUAAAGUACAAAUACUACAUAUAGCUCCUUUAAAGCAAAAAUGUUCUGUUAAAUACCUCUUUUAAACAAUUAAAUUCAUGGUUUAAUUGAUAUUGGUUCGUUUGAUGUACUCAGUGGUAGACUAGCAUGAAUAGAUUGUUCCAUUGGAAAUGAAAUGGCAUAAAUUCAAAGCAUUAAUUUGGGAUGGAGAGAAGAGGCAGCGUUGCUAUGGAGGUUGCACCACAGACUAAAACAAGCUCCUCCAAAAAAAAAAAAAAAA